CCCUGUGAGAGCAGGGGACGGACCCUGUGGUGUUCAAAAAUCCGUAUCAAAAUCUCUAUAACCUUAAUCCUGGUGAAGCAUCUAUUUUUCAUUGGUUCAACGUCCGUCCCGCGUGUGUCAAAUCCAGUGUUUGUUAUGUUAUUCAUGCGAUUGUCGAAGAGCCAUCCAUCAUUGAGAGUGUACCAUCGAGCUAGGAAGAACUGAAUUAAAUAUCAAUCCGUUGGAAUUACAGGGUUCUUAUCAGAUGUAACAGAUGGACGUUUUUUGUGUGAUUAAUCGACGUGAGAAAAUUGUGUUAAUUGAGCCGCAAGUUGCUCAGCAAUAGACCGGGGAGAGUGAAUAUUCAGCAUGAAGUCAAGGGGGAAAUGCCAUGGGAGGACAUGAUGACAGUAGAUCGAUGACACUAUCAAUUAAUUGGGAUUGAAAUUGAGGUGCACGCAGUGCUCUCAGGGACUCGCGUGAGUGUACUGUGCGUGCUGGUGAGAUUGUGCUUUAUUUUUUAAUAAAACAACAGACGAGAUAGAUAAUGUCAGCUUACGCCCAAUUCGGAUACUCAUAUCCGUCGGCAUCACAGCUGUUGGUGAGUGGAGGACAACCGACAACAGCUACAUCACCGGCAAUGUCGUCAGGUGGUGCAUUGAGUCCUGGUGCUUUGUCACCGUCGUCAACGGCUACGACGACAACAGGAGCAGCGCCAGGCACAUCAGGAGGUGCUACAACUCCUGUUGGUGGCUCUGGUUGUUGUGAAAAUGGUAGACCGAUGAUGACAGAUCCUGUCACGGGUCAAACGGUGUGCUCCUGUCAGUAUGACACUGCUAGACUUGCCCUAGGUGCCUAUCCACGAUUAGCACCAACUGCCACUUCCUACUCGUCGUAUCCCACGCCCACACCGUCAGCCACGGAUCAGGGGCCCUAUCCUAGCAUCGGAAUGGACAGCUCGGCGUUCUAUUCACCUCUGGGAAAUCCUUAUGGUUUGAAGGAUGCCACGGGAAUGGGAAUGACAGCGGACAUGGGUGCAGCAUGGGGCACAGCAGCACUGCAACCAGCGGCCACGGGGUACUAUCCUUACGAUCCAACGCUGGCGGCUUACGGUUAUGGGGCUGGUUACGAUCUCGCAGCGCGUCGAAAGAACGCAACGAGAGAAUCAACAGCGACCCUAAAAGCCUGGUUAAACGAGCACAAGAAAAAUCCGUAUCCAACUAAGGGUGAAAAAAUUAUGCUCGCUAUUAUAACUAAAAUGACACUCACCCAAGUAUCAACGUGGUUUGCCAAUGCAAGGAGAAGACUCAAGAAGGAAAAUAAAAUGACGUGGGAGCCGAAAAAUAAAACUGACGAUGAUGAUGAUGCUGUUCUCACUGAUUCAGAGGAUAAUAAGGACAAGGAUGACAUGAGCAGUGACAAUCGAGUGGAUAGAGUUAGUGAUGAUGCAAGACGGAGUUUGGAGGAUAAUGAACCCAUGAGGCAUGUGAAGGCUGAGCACAUGCAGCACGACAAGGAUCUGGAGGACGAUGACGACCUGGAUCUUGAAGAUGACCCAAGGAGCCGAGAGAUGUCCUUCCACCACAUGCCCCAGCACCACCACAGUCACCAUCAUCAGGGCUACAUAAGUGAAGACCACCUGAAGGACGAGGGUGUCAAGCCCGAUUGUCAAGCAGGUGGUGUUCCCAUUCCCGCGACGAAGCCCAAAAUCUGGUCGCUGGCUGACACAGCAGCCUGCAAAACCCCUCCACCUCCCUCCCAUCCUCACCACCAGGCGUAUCUGAAUCACCAACAGCACUACAGCCAUCAGCCUCAAGGUCAUCCACAGCAGACGCCCCAGCAUCACCUGUCCAGUCAGUCCCAUCAUCAACACUCCCAGCAGCCCUGGCUCGGCUCCGGGGGUGGCGGUGGUCUUGGUAAUUUUGCCCUACCUUCUGCCGCAUCAAUGAGCCCGUCAUCCGCAGCGACAGCGCCCUACUCCAACGCCGUAACGAGAUACGGUGGCUUUCUGAGCUCCUCGUCAGGUGGACAACUCCACUACAAUCCAAACUCAUCGUCUGGCUCGACAUCAAGUGCAUCAUCAUCGGCAGCGGCGGGGUUUCCCGAGGUUGGGACGGACACGCCACCCCAAACACCUCCCAAUAUGAAGGUGACAACACCCAACGGCGUGAUCCAGGGCCCUCCGGGAGCAUACUGCCCUGGUGGCAGUACCACAGCCAAUAGCAAUGGUACAGCGAGUCAUUAUCCAAGUGGAUUGGCUGCUAGCAGUGGUUAUCUGUCCUCCAGUUCGGGAUCAGCCAGCAGUGCAUCGUCCUUCGGGGCUCGCUUGCAAAGCUCUCCACACAAGGACUUCUCCUCUGGCAACCAGACCUCCGUCCUUCACCAACAAACGACUGCCAGUCUUCCGCCUACGGAGGCCACCACGGCGUUCAAGCCCUUCUACAAAGGAUCCCAGUCCAUGGCCAGUGGUUUUGUAUCGCCGGUUUAGACCGCUGUCUCCGAAUCCUCGGGUCACUAUCAGCACUCGUUGUUAUUCAGAAUAUUCUGAAACACCGAACAAGCGGAUAUUACCAAUCAAUAAUCCAACCAGUGUCCCAUAAAUUGUAAUGAAAUAUCCCGGGAAAAAAACGAGUCAUUGGAAUAAGGAGUACAGGAGGAAAUAAAUAAAACCGUAGAGUUGAAAAAAAAAGAUAAGAGGAAAAACGGAGAUAGAUAGUGGUGUGAGAUGAAGCGAAGAGUGCCACGACCUCCGAGCCACCAUAAAUCGUUUGGUAGCUGUUGGAUGCUGAGGCCAAUACACAUCGGAGUGAGACUCUAUGGUGGAGGCGAAAGGCUGAAGGGGGAUUAGAAGGACGAGGAGGGGGAUUAGAAAGGGGUCGGAGGGAGAGGAUAAGAAGAAACCUAGAAAAACCGAGUGCAGAGCGUCUUACGGAUACGUGCCAGUGGCGGAGGUGCUGCAGUGCAUUUUCAAGCGACGUAACAAGGGGACUCUAGAGCAACUUCUCCUCGAAGGGUUGUUACAACCUCCUCGUGCACUAGCAGCAGCAAGAGAAAUCUAACAAUGAAAAAUGAAGGAGAAAAAACAAAUUUAUUGUCGGGCAAAGUGCAAAUAGCACCCGCGACGAGAACUUGGUUCCCAAUCGCUGGGCGGUCGCAAGGAUUAUAUAUAAAUAUAAAUUUUAAUUGAAGAUACUUCAUUGUGUAUAGAGACUUAAUAAUAAAGAGAAGAGUUGAAAAAUCGUACCUUACGACCGCGGCAGCUAUCGCUUUACCUUAACCCUAUUCUACUUAUUAGAGGAUAAAUUAGGAGUACAGCAAGGGAAAUUCGUAACACUCCAGAUGCAGAACACAAUCCACAGUAAAUAAACAGGCAAAUGGAAAAUGUAUAGGGACGCUAUGUCAUUAUUAACCGCAGUGAGGAAUGAUAUGAAAAAAUUAACCGUCACACUUUGAUUAAUUGUUUAUCACGUGGAGAGGAAAAUAGGAGAGAGAGAUGCGAUAUUAAAUUAAACGUAUUCUAGCCCCGUAGUAGCUUAAGGCAUGUACUCUGAGGGUUAUCGUGGCGCGUCGCCGCCCACGUGGUUUUUCCCCCGCUCCUCUAUAGACACGCUAUGCAUAUAUUAAUAUGGAGUAAAUAUACGUGCCAGUGAUUACGAAUGCCCAUGUGAGCCAUAUGGGAAUCAAGGAGAGAGGUAGUGAUAAAAUGAACAAAAAAAGGAGAAUUUGAAUGAUAAGUUUGGGAUGAAGAAUUAAGGGUAAAAUUUAUAUUGAUCAGACAUUGGCGCCCUGCGUCGUGUUCACGCAGUCUCGAGGACGUUUAUCGAUUAGUUUUAUGCUGAAUCAUAUUUAAAAGAGUGUAAGGAUGAAUUUGAUUAAAUGAUUCUUCACUCUUUGCUUAUUUUCUUAAUUUUAUGGACGAUUUUUUAAAUGUUGUUGGUAUUUUAUUAUGAAGACAUAUUUUUCUGGUGUUUGUAAAUUAAUGAAAAAUUACUGUGUAAUCAUUCAUGUAAUUUUGGAGAUGAAAUCAAGCUUGGGGAAUGUAAAUUAUUGCUUUUUAUAAAGAUAAAAAAAAAGGGUCGAGAGCAUUGAAAAGUAUAACGAAAAAGUUGAUUUAUUUGUAUCUGUGAUAAACGAAGAAAAAAAAUUGUAAAAGAUAGUGGUUUAGGUGCUGGUGCAUUCGUUCACUCGUACAAACCCUAUGUAUGCAGAAAUCAUCAUUAUAUAAACAGAAUUAGUUGAAAUAUCUUUUUGUAUAUAAUUAGGAUUUAAAAAAAUGAAACUUGAGCGUACGCGUGGGCGGCAUGGAGGAAAGACCACAUUAGCCUAGACUAGAACUGGAUAACCCUCCCAAUCCAAACUCAAAACUACUAAAAUUUGUGAAUAGUAAAUUAAUUAGGACGGGUCUAAGGUACAGCGUUACAAGAGUCUUUGCUCGGUUGUUCGUACGAUUGUAAAUUAAACGAAGAAAAAACGGCAAAUACUUCACUAAAAACCUACGAAAAAAGCCACUGUAAAUAAUUUUGAAUGUGAAUAUAGAUAAAAAUAUAAAUAU
Messenger RNA from Diachasma alloeum, 4531 nucleotides. Its product is annotated as homeobox protein araucan. Gene Ontology annotation, biological process: cell development; regulation of transcription by RNA polymerase II; neuron differentiation. Gene Ontology annotation, molecular function: RNA polymerase II cis-regulatory region sequence-specific DNA binding; DNA-binding transcription factor activity, RNA polymerase II-specific. Gene Ontology annotation, cellular component: nucleus. Bases 527 to 2467 code for a protein of 646 amino acids. Lineage: Eukaryota; Metazoa; Arthropoda; Insecta; Hymenoptera; Braconidae. The record is from RefSeq and is a predicted model, not a curated record. The transcript is spliced from 7 exons.